Callithrix jacchus (white-tufted-ear marmoset) is the source of this 1194-nucleotide messenger RNA. The record is from RefSeq and is a predicted model, not a curated record. NCBI's taxonomy places the organism in Eukaryota, Metazoa, Chordata, Mammalia, Primates, Cebidae.
GAUUUGACCUAAGGACUUCUAAGACCUGAGACUAAAAACCAGGCCUCUGUUCCUUUUCUAACGCUUAACUGAAUCUUCCAAUGCCCCAAACGAAACAUUUAAAUCAUUUGUAAAAUCCUCUGCUGAAUCCAAGUCCUUUUUAGCAGACUCAGCCAUUCACAAUAGACUUUAAGAAUACCUACUCAGGGAGUUCUUUGGCUAUGGCCUCCAACUUUAAGAAGGCAAACAUGGCAUCAAGUGCCCAGCAAAACAGAAUGAGUCCUAAGCCUGAGCUUACAGAAGAGCAGAAGCAGGAGAUCAGGGAAGCGUUUGAUCUUUUUGAUGCAGAUGGAACUGGCAGCAUAGAUGUUAAGGAACUUAAGGUGGCAACGAGGUCCCUGGGCUUUGAACCCAAGAAAGAAGAAAUUAAGAAAAUGGUAAGUGAAAUUGAUAAGGAAGGGACAGGAAAAAUGAACUUUGGUGACUUUUUAACUGUGAUGACCCAGAAAAUGUCUGAGAAAGAUACCAAAGAAGAAAUCCUAAAAGCUUUCAAGCUCUUUGAUGAUGAUGAAACUGGGAAGAUUUCGUUCAAAAAUCUGAAACACAUGGCCAAGGAGUUGGGUGAGAACCUGACUGAUGAGGAGCUGCAGGAAAUGACUGAUGAAGCUGAUCGAGAUGGAGAUGGAGAGAUCAGUGAGCAAGAGUUCCUGCGCAUCAUGAAAAAGACCAGCCUUUAAGAUCAGUGUCUCCUUUUCUACUGCAAGCACAUGUAACUAGAUUUAGUGCCUGCAACUGUGUGAAAUCUGGCUUUUGAGAACACAAACGUUUCCCUCACUGACCUCCCUGUAUCACUUUAAUAAUUACCUUGAACCUAUUUUAGCCUUUUGGAAGUGUUCUUUUAUAUGACAGUUCUUUGUAAAAUGAUCUGCUAAUUAUUCUAAUUCUCAAAAGCAAAACAAGAGCACAUUAGCAUGAAGAAAAGGAUCUUAAAGCUUCGAGCACCUGCCAUUUUGCCUUGCAUUGUUUUCACAUAUCCACAAACACAGAACGACUUCUUAGACAAGCACAUGUUGUACCUGUGUCACCACAAGCAGCAGUCAUUUUUCAGUGGUUCCAGUUUUCUCUUUAUACAACCCAGUGAACUCUCGCACUGGCAUUUGGAUGUGUGUUAAUGCUAUUUGUUUUAUCUUAAAAAUAAAACCUUUCUCAGUUUGA